AAGUGGUCCAUGAGUUUCUUUGGCAUAGUAGAGCUACUAAAUAUUUGGGUUAAAUUGUCAAAAUGACACAAAGUGUACAAUUUUUUCCUUUCAAAAACAACUUUCUAAGCAUGUUUCCAUGAAGAAAUAUGUUAAAACUACAUAAUUUUGAAACCAAGUAAACUAAAUACAUCUUUGAAUAUCAAUCUUGUUUAUCAAUUAGAAAUGGUUUUUUAGAUUUUGGGAUCUAGUUAAGCAGGUUAACUAAAUUGCAGGCGCGAAAAAAUCUUGUGGCUAUUUUUCAAUCCAUAGUGGAUGAUCGAAGGGAGCAGAGAAAGAACAACGCACCAACACCGAAGAAAGAUAUGAUGGAUGCUAUGAUGGAUAUUGAAGACGAGAAUGGAAGAAGAUUGAGUGAUGAGGACAUCAUUGAUACUCUAGUGAUGUAUCUAAAUGCUGGUCAUGAAUCUUCCGGCCACAUUACAAUGUGGGCAACCCUCUUUCUACAGGAGCACCCGGAAGUAUUUCAAAGAGCUAAGGCAGAGCAAGAAGCAAUUGUUAGGAAUAGGCCACCUACACAGAAGGGGUUGACACUCAAGGACGUACGGCAAAUGGAGUAUCUCUCUAAGGUGAUUGAUGAAACACUUCGAGUGGUAACAUUCUCAAGUUUUGUCUUCCGAGUGGCAAAAGCAGAUGUCAAUAUAAGUGGUUAGUUUAUACAACUGAAUUUUCUGUU
Camellia sinensis is the source of this 715-nucleotide messenger RNA. The record is from RefSeq and is a predicted model, not a curated record. NCBI's taxonomy places the organism in Eukaryota, Viridiplantae, Streptophyta, Magnoliopsida, Ericales, Theaceae.